UACACACCCACCCGCUUUUGUAAACCUGGGAGGUGGUUUCCGAGCUCGCCUGGGCAGCAAUGUCAGGCCCCAAUGGAGAGCCGCACCUGAGCCUGGGGAGGGGCGAGGAAGAGGACCGGGAGGACGGCGAGGAGCACAAUGGCUUCGGGGAGGCAGAAUAUGCAGCUAUAAAUUCUAUGCUGGACCAGAUCAACUCUUGUUUGGAUCACCUGGAGGAGAAGAACGACCACCUUCACGCCCGCUUGAAGGAGCUGUUGGAAUCCAACCGUCAGACACGCCUGGAGUUUCAGCAGCAGCUGAGCGAAGGGGAGGACGGGGAGAAUGACAUGCAGAGACCUCAGCCAGACACUUAAUGCCCACCUACCUUCGUGGGAUAAAAGGUGUGGGCACAUGGUUGCUGCUUCCAGGGGGACCUCCCCUUCACCAUGGGGUUAGUGUUUGAGUAGAACACUUGGUUUGUUUGUGUGUUUUAAAUAUCUCUUACCUGCUCUCCUCUCCUCCGGAGUUGUGGUUAUGGCUUCUUACGUUGUUAAGCUCUCAAGGAAACGGGGGCUGCUUGUUUGUCAAGGGUAGAGGGCAAGAACUGGAUAGGUCUAAGCUGAACCACACGUCAAGAUUUAUGUUGAGGAUUUACGUCCUUUCUAGAUGAAUUUACCACGGCAAGAAUUGGGAGGCUCUUGAGAAAAAUCUGAUUCCCAAGGUUGCUAGCCCCUACUUCUGUCUGGCUAGAUGUAGUUCCAUGAUUAGAUACAUGAAACCAAGGUCUCCUUAGUUUUGACAGAAAUUGUUGGUUAUUAGCAGGGCUGUCUUAAACAUAUCCAGCGCCGUGGUGCAAAGAUCCCUCCGGC
Messenger RNA from Lacerta agilis (Sand lizard), 848 nucleotides. RefSeq names its product chromosome Z C9orf16 homolog (gene BBLN). The record is from RefSeq and is a predicted model, not a curated record. The transcript has 2 exons. The coding region runs from base 60 to 353 and encodes 97 amino acids. Lineage: Eukaryota; Metazoa; Chordata; Lepidosauria; Squamata; Lacertidae.